This is a messenger RNA of Notolabrus celidotus (New Zealand spotty), 3522 nucleotides long. Its product is annotated as coiled-coil domain-containing protein 92. Bases 464 to 1366 code for a protein of 300 amino acids. The transcript is spliced from 4 exons. The record is from RefSeq and is a predicted model, not a curated record. Lineage: Eukaryota; Metazoa; Chordata; Actinopteri; Labriformes; Labridae.
GUUUUUAUCAUUUCCCAGCUCCGCCGUCCACAGCAACCCAACGGCUCAGUCAGUCAGUCAGUCGGUGGGCGAGGAGGAAAGGUACGCAGGAAGAAAAUGGGCUGUGUAUUUCUCCCAUGGGCUGUCAUAUCGACCGAUCUGAAAACAUCCCCCUCCCGAUGAUGCCUGACGCUGAUGCUGCAGCAGGGAGCGGGUUUACCGGAGGAGCGCGGUGCUUUGCAUUGCCGUGUUUGUGCUUUGUUACGCAGUUAUUCAUCCUCUUCGUCUUCUAAUCAAACGGCGUCACAUGCAGCGGAAAAGCUCUUCAGCGCUUCGUAUACAAUGUGUCUGGGUGAAUGCAGCAGCCCACAGGAUUUGGACCAACACUGGAGGCCAGCAUGCCCGGAUCCGAGGACAUUUCUAUAAGGCGUGCGAAUCAAAGUUAUUAGAAUUUGGCACUUAACAUCAAUUCAAAGACUCAGCCAUGGGGGAUGAGAGCAGCCUGACCCGGCAGAUAGAGAGUGUGGAGAGGAGUGUGGUCUUCCUCAGACAGGAGCACCUUACUUUGCUGCAUGGCCUCCACCUGGAGAUCCUCUCCCUGCAGAAACGAUGCACAGAGUUAACGAGCGAGCUGAAGGUGAAGCCUCCAGGCAGAAGCCAAAUAGAGUUACAGGAGGAAGAGGAGCUCCUGGAUACCCGAUGUCGGAAGGUGGAAAACCACCUAGCUGAGCAGGACUACACUUUAGAAGAGCUUCGUAAGGAGCUAAGUCACAAGGGGGUUUUGGUGGGAGCCCUCAGAGCAAAUCUCAAGGAAAAGGAGCGCCAUUUCUUGGAGGAGCUCAAACGCCGCAGCCACUGUUCCACCAUCCUAAACACUGAGCUGCAGAAACAAACAGAGACAGCAGCGUACCUCUCCUUCCAGCUGCAUGCUGCCAGGCAGAAACUACACCACCAGCGGAUGCAGCAGAGGCAGGGGCUCCUCAGCAGAGCAAACAUCCAGGGGGCUCAGUAUGGUGCCGAGCAGAACUCUGUUUCUUCUCCAUUAAUGCCAUUAGGGGCUUCUCCUUCCUCUCCUGUGGUCAAACCCAAACGUAAGAGUGUAAGGGCGUCUUUGCGGGUGGAGCGUGCCCGGGAGUGUGUGCCCAUAGAGAAAGUGAUGGGCCCUGCAGAGCCCACAGCCAUGCCUGACCCUGCGCUCUUCCUCCACCCUCGAAGGCACAGGGCCCGCUCCCGGCACACAGUGGCACAGAGACAGCCUCCACUUGGCCUGGAGAAGGAGGAGGACGAGGAAGGCAGGGGGGAGGGGCCAGUGGAGCCCCAGGAAGAAGCUGCCAGACUGGUAUCUUCAGCUGCAGCGCCCCCUGCUGCUGAAACAAAAGCAGAUUAGCAACAGCUGUGACCUGGGCUUCUGACUGCAGCUUCAUCACUGUAUAAUUAACCUCUGUCGGACUGUUAAUGCUGUUAAUUAUUGUCCUGCACCUUGACUGAACUGAGACUGGUUUUAGCUAUUAAAUAAGUAACAUUUAUCAUGGACACUUUUCUAAAUAUGGACUUUGAUAUAUCCUCAAACUACUUGCAAAGCAAAACUCAGUAAAUGUCACUUUAAGUCAGUCUUAAAUGAAGCCAGUUAAACUAUCUGUUUACAUUGGUGUCACAUGCUCAGUAUACUGUGGGGCCUUAUUAUACAGCAACCCCUUUUAGAUGUGGUGAUGAUGAGUUUGAACAUGGUAGCAGCCGUUUUAGGUGGGGCCCUGUUGUGUGGCCCGACCAACUGUGACACUUCAAGGCCGAUCAUAAAUCAACCAUGUGCCCAAACAUUUGUUUGGCCCCUGACUGAGGCACAGCUGAAAUAUCUGAAGUGGUGUGCACGUCUGUGUGUGUCCUCCAUGUUAAAAAAAAGAGGGGUGGAUUCCCUUUACUUUAAAACCCCAGACAUAGUAUUUUUCUGUCAUCAAUCACUCACACAUUAAGUUACAUUUGAUACUAAUGUUUGAUUUGUUUACUGUUUCCGUUUAAAAGCCAGUUUUGAACAUAAUUCUGGUGUCGUUUUAAAGUCCCCAUUAAACCUAGUGAUUUAUCUCUGCAACAGCUGAUCCUACGAACAACCUAGCAACAACACCUCAGGAACGCUACUCGAGGGAAACCCUUUAUUCGACAUGAGACCUGCUAAUAGUGUCAGAGGUUUGUAAUCAGUGUGCAAAGGUAUUACUGCAGGUAAAUGUAGCAACAAUAGCCUUGGUUAGCUUCCCAUGUUGUUAACAAGCUAGCCACUGGUUAAAAACUACAUGAAAAAUUUUAAAACGGAUCACAAUAUGUACUAAAAAUAAUCCUUUCCGACACCGUUUUCCAAAUUUUAACCCUUAUUUCAGGCUUAACAUCACAACAAAUACAUUACAAAAAAUCAAAACAAUUAAGCACACCAUCAUCCAUACAUGCACACAGACCAUCAUAACAAACACACAUCUCAAUAAUGCUAAAUAGCGGUCUUCACAUCUCAUUGUUGCCUACUUCCAUGUGUCUUUAGAAUACAAAAGUAUGAUAGAGAUAUAACUUUUUCUUCAAAGAGGCAAAUCAUGCAAUGAUACUUUGAUAUAUGCCUGUGUAAGGUGGAGGACAGACAAGACAGUGGUGUUGGUCAAGAGAAUUAUAAAACCCAGCAUUUAUGUCUCUUUUCACUGAAAGAUACACAUCGAGUCACACACCUGCUGCUAACAAACUUUUGCAGUGUUUUGUAUAAACAGGCAACACUUAGGUGAUAAAAGUUCUGACUCGUUUGACCAUGCGAUCCUCUCAGGUGUAGCUUGUGUACUGAACACACAUGCACACACAAAAGGCUACUACAACAACUCCAUGUUUUUGUUUGAGGUUGCUGUGUUGGUGUUUUUUCACCUCAGGAAAAAAAAAUGGGCAGACAAGAACAUGACUGAAGGGUGUGUUUUUUCUUAAACUGAUCUGAUCUGUCUGUUUUUUAAAGUCCUUAAAGUAGCAGCAUCAAAUGGCACACUGCGACAGUGUCUGUGUGCUGUCAAUAACAGGACAGCAGGCUUAGCAGAAAGUGGAGUAUAUGUGUGUGUUAUGAAAACACAUGAUUGUGGUGGCCCCUAGCGCAACAAUGAGCAAACAGCACCUCAAAAACAGCAGUUCAACUGUAUAGACUGUAUUUUUUAGGAAUAUCAUACUCUUAAGUUUCUGCUCACACGUCCAUCAACUUAGCUUCUGUAAUAUCUGCCUUACAACGGAGGAGCCAAGAAUCAGAAGAGGAGUCUUGAAACUAAAGAUAAUUUCAUUACCCCAGUGCUGUCCUUUUGUUUCCAUUUUAUAAGACUCUUUGGGAUUAAAUAUGUACAUUUCGCUGAUUGUUAAGUUGUGUGAAAGUCGGUCUCAACUUGAGCCAUGACGUAUCUGAGCAUCAGUGACUACAGUCUCUGAAUCGAGCCUUCCUCUUUGACUGAAUUUAAAUACGACAAGUUGCUGCAGCUAUUAGUUAGAAGUUUGACAUUAUGUUUGAGUAGUAUAUCCUCAAUAAAGCAAUAUAUCAGUAUA